Molecule: messenger RNA, 1432 nt
Organism: Labrus mixtus (cuckoo wrasse)
Lineage: Eukaryota; Metazoa; Chordata; Actinopteri; Labriformes; Labridae
Gene: lto1
Product: LTO1 maturation factor of ABCE1
Exons: 5
Coding region: 172-597 (141 amino acids)
Source: RefSeq, a predicted model, not a curated record
CAGUGAAAAGGGGAGGAAGCAGCGUCGGCAAGUGAACCUGCUGGAAACUGAUGGAAACCGUCCCAGUUUACUUUUAGCAUUGAUAAGCAGCAGUUGCGUGUUUAACUUUACCGGAGAGUUAAAUAAAGUACCUUUAUUUUAGAAAUAAAACGUUUUGUUAGAGAGGAGGAGAUGGCCAGUGGAUCCGGAAGUGAAGAUCUGUUCGACAGUAUUGUCAUGGCGGAUGAAAGGUUUCGUGGUGAGGGGUACCGGGAUGGCUACGAGAAGGGGAGCCGCAGAGGGCUGCUGGACGGCCGCAGACACGGAGCCUCUCAUGGGGCCAAACUGUCCUCUGAGAUUUCCUUCUGCUACGGGUUUGCCAUCACAUGGAAAUGUCUCCUCCAACAUAACACAGAUGUGAAAUCCAGGAAGCGUUUGAAGGCCGUGGAGGCUCUGCUGGAUUUGAUCCAGGAGUGCCCUCAGGAUGACCCUGCGUCUGUGAAGAUAAAGGAGGGUGUGGAUAGACUGCGGGCCAAGUUCAGACAGGUGUGCUCCAUGAUGAACGUCCCUGCUGACUUCAAGAACUACAUCAAAACCACUGAGGGGACGUCUUUCUGAAUCCCUCCUGCUCAUAGUGAUGAUAAUGAUGAUAGAGGACAGGAACUGAGCCGACCUCUGCGGCAGUGAGUGGUUGAUCUGCAGUGGAUUUGUUGUCGGGGUUGGAGAGUGACUUUCAGAGUGAUAGCAGACCAACAGUGAACUCAGUCUGAGGACCGUAAGACCUGCAGGGUCUGGACCCGGGCUGCACAACACUCCUCACACCUGGAGGAGGAGGAGGAGAGAGGAGCUGUGCUGAACAAUGUUUUUAUGAAACUGAAGUGAGGAUCCAGUGAUUUAAAAAAAAACUCUGUGAACGACAACAAUCAGAUUUUUUUGCUUUUUUUUUUUUUUUUUUUUAAAGGAAAUGAGCAGAACAACAAUGACUGUCUAAAGCCUGACCUGCCAACUUUAACAUCACAGCUGGUUUGGUUUGCCUCUUCAGAAUGAACAAUCUGGUCAUCCUGUGAGGUUGACAAGACAGCACAGUACUCAAGUCUAACAGCAGGAGGCAGCAGCAACACACUGACGGCCUUCAGGUCUGCCAAAAGCUAAAGUUUAGAAGAGUGUGACCCUUAAAAACCGAUUUCUUCUCUUGCCUUAAUCCACCUGUGAUAAAAUUCAAUGAAAUGUCCUGCGAGGAGUUUGAAGUAGAUUAAGAAACCGACUAAUAAUGACAUUACUGAUGUGACCUCCAAAAGCAAACCAUCACCUGGAAGACUAAUCUAAUGCCUGGCCAACGUUUGGACUCUCAUGAAGUGGUUUCAAGCUUACAGAGAAAUGUGUUGUUGUUUUUUCCAGAGCAUUGUAAAAAAUGUAUUAUUUUUUUUAAAUCCUGUAUAUGGAUAAAAAUAAA